This is a messenger RNA of Frieseomelitta varia, 4981 nucleotides long. It is a transcript of the gene Dmtn, whose product is annotated as transmembrane and coiled-coil domains protein 2-like. Gene Ontology annotation, cellular component: endomembrane system. Lineage: Eukaryota; Metazoa; Arthropoda; Insecta; Hymenoptera; Apidae. The record is from RefSeq and is a predicted model, not a curated record. The transcript is spliced from 12 exons. Bases 227 to 1981 code for a protein of 584 amino acids.
UUAUAUUAUUAUGUGUCGUAAAUAAUUUUUUAUUUCCGAAGAACAAAAUAAGUAUUUGCGUCAGUUUGAAUAUAAUUGAUACUCGAAAGAUGAAUAAAAUAGCUUUUUUAUCACACAUGUUUUCCGCGUAAUACGUCCGUCACACUGCUACGAGGGCAAUGCUGAUGUUCUAAUUAUGAUAAUCGGAAUGAAUCACCAGUUAAAGGAUUGAGUUAAAGAAAAAGGAAUGGCCAAUUUGAUGGUAACUACGUCAAGUAAGAAUAGUUCACGCAGUGCAUCACCUAACAGAGGAAAUACAUUGACCUCACCUCAACAGUUGUCAUCUACCUUGGAACAUAUUUCAAAAGCACGUAAUGCUUCACUUUCCCAAACAGGGGAGGGUAGUACAGGCAGUGGAAGUAGUGGUGGUGGAGGCAGCCUCAGCAUGAAAGGUAGUAGGCAAAAAUCACCAGGAACUGUGAUUCGAGUAGAUGCUAUGGAUGAACCAAAUACCAAUUUAAUCACUGCCGAACAAGACGAGUUUGUGCCAAAUAUUCACUUACCAACUGAUGAUGAAGGAGAACAAUAUCACGCAACACAAUCGUUCCUAUCAAAUGGCUCCUCUGAAUUAAUAACUGAUGAUGUUGACUCUAACUCUGCUCGAGUUUGUCAAGCUAUUGAGCACAUUCAAAGUAAAAUUGCUAAAACACGAGAACUUAUAAGAAUAGAACAAACUACACGUGAUGAAAAUGUAAAUGAAUAUCUAAAAUUAGCUGCCAAUGCAGACAAGCAGCAGCUUACACGAAUCAAAGCAGUAUUUGAAAAGAAAAAUCAAAAAUCAGCGCACAGUAUUUCUCAGCUUCAAAAAAAAUUGGAUAGUUAUACAAAAAAAUUAAAGCAUUAUGAGUUAAAUGGUGCACCUACAAGUCACAGACAACCUAGGGAAGUGCUUCGGGAUAUGGGACAAGGACUUAAAAACGUGGGUGGCAAUAUUAGGGUUGGAAUCAGUGGUUUUUCAGGAAGUGUAAUGUCCAAACCCAGAGAAUUUGCACACUUAAUAAAAAACAAAUUUGGCAGUGCAGAUAAUAUAAAUACUUUAUCUCUUGAAAGUAAUGGCUCGACUUUUUAUGUAAACGAUACACCGCGUGCAGGUAAUGGAGAUAACGCUAGUGUUGAAGAUGAAAAGGCUCAUCAUGGGUCAGCGACAUUGCCUGGUGGAUGUAGUUUGGGAUCAACUCAUAGUGCCGCAGCAAUGAAAUUUCCAUCCGAAGAAGGAUCAGAAUGUUCCAGUGUCACAAGUGAAAGCGGACCUGGUAGUAGGGGGCAAGCACACACUUGUCACAGUAGUAAUAAUGCUGCACUUAGUCUCAAAUCUAUUUUCUCAGAGCUACAAGAACAUAGAGAAAAUUUGGAAAGAAUGAAAGACAAAUUAGAAGGUUUAAAGAGUUUGCAACAAGAAGUGACAUAUCUUUCUCAUGCUUUGCAAGAGGAACGUUUUAGAUGCGAGCGUCUGGAAGAACAAAUUAACGAUUUAACAGAACUGCAUCAAAACGAAGUAGAAAACUUGAAACAGACUAUAACAGAUAUGGAAGAAAAAGUGCAAUAUCAAAGUGAAGAUCGAUUAAGAGAUAUACACGAAAUGUUGGAGAGUUGCCAAACUAAAAUUUGUAAAAUGGAACAUCAACAACAACAACAUCAACAAUAUGUCACUUUAGAGGGUUUGGAUAAUAGCAAUGCAAGGGCAUUGGUUGUAAAGCUCAUAAAUGUAGUAUUGACUGUGUUGCAAGUUAUUUUACUUCUGGUUGCAACAGGUGCUGGUAUAAUGAUGCCUUUCCUUAGGACCAGUUGUACUAAGCCUCAUUGUUUCAUGUGCAGGGUGCGCAUAUUAACAACUACGUUUGUUGUAUUGGGCAUAGUAUUUGUGCUCAAACAAUGGCCUGAGGUUCAUGACGUCGGCAGUCACCUCAUGCGCCACCUUAAACAGACGCUCGCCGUUAAGUAGCAUCGGUGGUAUACUUAAAUUUACCAUACCCUGUGAUGAAGAAAAAUUGUACACAUUGAUCAACAUUUUGGACCUAUUUAUCAGUGCUGUAGUUUUGGAGCAAUAAUAGUAGGUAUACGCGUAAAUGAUUUCAUUUAUAUUUUAAAUUCAAUCAUGUUCAUCACUAUUACAUUAAAUCAGAUCAAAUCCGUUUGAUACUAUUAAUGGAAUUACAAAACUCAAAACAUAUUUUGCUGUGCAAAUGUUUCACCUAGGAAAAAGAAAUUUUCUAGAAAUGAUAAAGAUAAAAGUGUCUUUUGUCUCUUAUGCAAAUAUUGUAAAUUUAUUUAGAAUAUUUUCAUUUCUACUUAUGUAAAUUUGUUGAAAGAAAACAAUAGGCACUUGAUAAUUAAUUGUGCGAGAAUAAAAAAUAUUAUCAUUUAUAAUAAAAUAAAAAUUUCUAUGAAAUAUAAAAGAGGCAGUAACUAUAACGCUGUACACUGAUAUUGCUUGAUUACAUACGGCACAUUGUUAGAAGAAUUUACUCUAAUGUCAUGCGAUUAAGUUCACUUUUACACGAAUCAUUGAUUAAUAUGAGAUUUAAAAAAAAAAAUUAUUGAACAAGCGAAAGUACUGAUUAAAAGAUAGAAAAGAAAAUUGUUCUAUUAUUUAGUGUCUGUGGGAGGUGUUAUCACCAUUUUCGGGAUUAUAGUUCGUACAUUUGAUAUUCUAAUAACGUGUAAGUUUAUCACAAAGGCACGUUUCGAAAUAAAAUAUUUAUAAUUACAAUCGUCCAAUUGCUAAACAAUAAUAUAAAUUAAGACAGCAAAAGAACACUUAAAACUGUAGAUAUUCUUCACUUCAAAAUGUGUAAAAUAUGUGAUAUAUUCUUUAGUGUUGACAAUGAGGUGGAGUAAUUUGAUCGACUUUAGUGAAACCGUAUCCUUAUAUGUAAUUCACAAACUGUACAUUCAUGAGAACACAAAAAUGUAAUACAAAUUAUGUAACAUUCAAUAUCAAAAGAGGACCAACAUGUUUCAUUCCUCUUACUCUAUAACGUUAAUUUAUUUCAUAUACGACGAUCUUUCGAAAUAAAUGACAUCAGCUGUUAUCUGUAGUCUCAUGAACGUUUCAAACCACCACAGACACAAGAAUGCGUACAUGUUAUAUUGAAUAUAAAGAAAUGAACCAUGACAGACGUUGAAAUGAGAGAAAGACUGAUGGACUACAUCGCUGUUACAAUUGUGAGUAAUUUAAUAUUUGUGGCAAUUUUGCGUUGCUAUUCAUUGGACGAAGUAUUAAAACGGUAAAACGAUUGAAAGGAAAAUGAAGAAAUAGAAAUGCAACGGUAAUUACAAUUAUACAAACAAAAGAUAAUUCUUAAAUUAACAUAGGUGCUCAAAUCCGUGAGUGUAUAAAAUAUUUUGGUCUACGUAAUUUUUUUAAUUCUAUUAUCACUACUUAAUGGCGAAGUAUCGUUUAUUUCACUAGUUUCCGAAUUUUCAUCUUUUUUGCAAGCACGGCAUCACCGAAUAUCAUGAAGUUUCACAGCUUAACGAUAUUAUUUUGUGAAUAUGUGGCAAGUAAAGAAAGAAACAAUUUUCCGGUAAUUAUUAUCUUUUUUUUUUUUUACUGUUUAAUACGUAAAAUUCUCUUUAUGUUUUAUAUAAAUGCAUAGCCUUUAAUUUGUAUUAAGUUCGUACAUUAGAAUUUUUGUUAUUUGUAUAUGUUGGAUUAUGUACUGUUAUCGUUUCGUUGAUCUUGAUGAAGUAUGAAACAUUGUUUUUAAACGAAAAACAAAAUCUGUAAAUAAAAUAAAUUUAUGUAGUAACACAUUUCCUUUUUUUUUUUUUUGGAGUCUAUUAUUCAUGAAUACAAUAUCAAAUUUCCUAAUUUUUUAUUUAACGCUAUAGUUCUUUGAAAUAUCGUAUUUUAUUAUUACGAUCACUGCUUUUGUAACAUUUGUUCAACACCAUUUUUGUAACUUUUAUAUAUGUUCAAUGCAAAUACUGCCAAAAAGAAUCCAACGCGAAAGACAUAAAAAUUGAUAAUUUACGAGAGAUGCAAAAAUGAAGUUGAUUAAAAUUUUAUGUCCAUAUUUUAAGAUCGAAAAGGCAAGGAAGUUUGAUCGUGUAUUUAUAACUUCAUCAGGCAAAAGUUUGUAUUUCAACGGGUCGCGUAUAUUUUAUUUUAUUUCCUCAGAUUCAUUUUCUUUACAAUUGUAUUAUAAAAAUUUGUUCAAUUAAAUUUAUUCAUAAUUAUAAUAAUGUUUCCUUCGAAUAAUCCUCUUGCGUUCCUACGAAUAGUCGUUUUUUAUGUCUAUAAAUUUAUCAAUACGUCGCUGUGACUAUACUAAGUUUAUAUAUAAGCGUAAAAGUUAAAAAUCAGUUUUGGGAUCAAUAUAAUUAUAUAUAUACAAAAUUAUCAUACGACUUUAUGUUUGUACUAACUCCAACACUUGCAAAAGGAAAUGAAUAAUUAUAAUAAAGAUAUUGCAUUAAUUCUAUUGGAUUCAAUGUUAUAUUGAUUCUGCAAAGAGAUUUCUAAUUUUACGUUGUUUAAAUCAAAUUUUGACUAAAAAAAUAUAUGUUUAUUAAUUGUGUAAGUGAUAACUAGACAAAAUAUAUAGGGUGUUAAUGCGCUUGUACAUUACUGUAAUUAUUCUAAUUAUCACUGCUACGUACUUUCUUUCAAGAUUACGUACGUUAUCCAUUGUUCAUUAUCAGUAUUUAUCUUUAAAAUAAAAAGAAAAAAAAUUAUAUUUAUAUGGAGAUAGACAAAUAAUUGUGAAACAUAAAGUGCAAGGGUUGUACGUCCGAUUUCCCAGUUGUAGUUUCUUAUUAAAGUAAAAGACACCCUAUAUGUAUUGUAUAGCUUUAGAUCGUGGUGCUUUGUAAGAUACACAUAUAAUCCAAUAUUAGAGAAACUUGUUAACAUCAUCGACCACCGAUUUAGCGAGGGCCCCUACCUGCACGCUUAAACAAGAACAUUUACGUACGUAGUAAUGUUUGGCUGUAGCAG